Perognathus longimembris pacificus (Pacific pocket mouse) is the source of this 393-nucleotide messenger RNA. Its product is annotated as histone H2A type 1-D-like. Gene Ontology annotation, molecular function: protein heterodimerization activity; structural constituent of chromatin; DNA binding. The record is from RefSeq and is a predicted model, not a curated record. The transcript has a single exon. NCBI's taxonomy places the organism in Eukaryota, Metazoa, Chordata, Mammalia, Rodentia, Heteromyidae. The coding region runs from base 1 to 393 and encodes 130 amino acids. Gene Ontology annotation, cellular component: nucleosome.
AUGUCUGGACGCGGUAAGCAGGGAGGCAAAACUCGUGCUAAGGCUAAGACUCGCUCUUCGAGGGCAGGCUUGCAGUUUCCUGUAGGUAGAGUGCAUCGCCUACUAAGGAAGGGCAACUACUCCGAGCGCGUCGGCGCCGGCGCCCCGGUGUACCUGGCGGCUGUGCUGGAGUACCUGACAGCCGAGAUCCUGGAGCUGGCGGGAAACGCGGCCCGCGACAACAAGAAGACCCGCAUCAUCCCGCGCCACUUGCAGCUGGCCAUCCGCAACGACGAGGAGCUUAACAAGCUGCUGGGCAAAGUCACCAUCGCCCAGGGUGGCGUGUUGCCCAAUAUUCAGGCCGUGCUCUUGCCAAAGAAAACUGAGAGCCACCACAAGGCCAAAGGAAAGUAG